GAUAAAAAAAUAAAAAAUAAAAAACAAGGUAAAGGAAAGUUUUCCCUUUCUCAGUCGCAGACACUGCACUGAACACAGAAGGGACACCACCGUAAGUCGCAUACUAUUAUCCAAGAAAGUGUUUUGUCCAAAUUUUUCUUUACAAAAUACAACCAAUCUGUCUACGAAUUGAAGAAAAGCUUACAACUUUCAUAUGAAUGGAGACGUCCGCCACUGCCAGCAAUUCCCCUUCUUCUUCUUCUUCUUCUGGGAAUGGUAGUAGCAGUAAUGGCGGUGGCAUUUCUCGCAGAUAUAGAAUUCAGGUGGCGGCUUCUAACAUCAUACAUGGGUCUCUGGCUGCCGUUUUGGAGUAUUCGGGUAUUGUGCUUGGUGGAGGAAGAGCAGGCAGGUCCAAUUCUCAGGAGACGGAGUACCUGCAAGUUGAUAACAACGACGAUGAGCGUUCACCCCGGAGCAGUCUUGAGGAGGACCAGGAGGAGGAAGAGGAGGUCUCCAUCAGGAUUAUUGGCGCCUCAGAGGCAGAGCACCAGCGUUUCUCUGCUCAUCCACACAUUCCUGCAAAUCCUGCUGUGGUAUCACUCUCGGAUCUCGCUAAUUCUGGAGGCACUGCCGGCACUGGCACUGGCACCGGCACGGGCACGGGGGGCACCAGCACCAGCAGUUACGAUAUCCAGCACUUGGCUCGCUGGAUCGAGCAGGUUCUGCCUUUUUCUUUGCUUCUUUUGCUCGUCUUGAUUCGUCAACAUCUCCAAGGUUUUUCUGUCACUCUUUGGAUCGCUGCCGUAAUGUUCAAAUCUAACGAUAUUCUAAGAAAGCAGACCGCUCUUAAGGAGGAGAGAAAAAUAUCUGUUCUUCUCAGCAUCUCUCUGGUGUUCAUGCUUCAUGUCGUUUGUGUUUAUUGGUGGUAUCCAAGUAAUGACCUACUAUAUCCCUUUGUAUUACUUCCCCCAAAAGUUAUACCUCCGUUUUGGCAUGCUAUAUCCAUCGUCAUGGUAAACGAUAUUAUGGUGCGGCAGGCAGCAAUGGCCUUCAAAUGUAUACUUUUGAUGCAUUUCAAGAAUAGCAGGGGCUGGGAUUAUCGCAAACAGGGUCAAAUGCUAACUCUUGUUGAGUAUCUCUUGCUGCUCUAUCGUGCCUUGUUGCCUACACCGGUUUGGUAUCGGUUCUUUUUAAAUAAAGAAUAUGGAAGUCUUUUUUCUUCGUUAACUACAGGGUUGUAUUUAACCUUCAAGCUUACCUCAGUAGUGGAGAAGGUCCAAUCCUUAUUUUCUGCAUUGAGGGUCUUGUCACAUAAGGAGGUGCAUUAUGGAUCUUAUGCUACAUCUGAGCAGGUCAAUGCAGCAGGGGAUCUCUGUGCUAUCUGCCAGGAGAAGAUGCAUGCUCCAAUUUUGCUUCGCUGCAAACACAUAUUCUGUGAAGACUGUGUAUCAGAAUGGUUUGAGCGAGAAAGAACAUGUCCAUUGUGCCGAGCCUUGGUUAAACCAGCCGAUAUCAAAUCUUUCGGCGAUGGAUCAACUAGCUUGUCUUUUCAGUUAUUUUAAAGAUUUCUACUUAUAAAAAAAAAUAUUUUAAAGAUUUCUACUCGAGCCACGAAACCAGAACUGCUGCUAAGAGGGAAGAUCAGGUUCUUGAAGCGCUGCUGUUAAAUUACUAUACCGUUGUUUCCACUACUCUGUUAGUCAAGAAGAGAGGUGGAAUUAUAUGUUAAUACUUGUUUAUUCGUGAGAUGGCUAAAAUCCCGUGGCCGUUUCUAUCAUGUUUAAAGUGUAAAACCACAGAUGAAUUCUGUCUAUA
Molecule: messenger RNA, 1794 nt
Organism: Juglans regia (Persian walnut)
Lineage: Eukaryota; Viridiplantae; Streptophyta; Magnoliopsida; Fagales; Juglandaceae
Product: E3 ubiquitin-protein ligase RNFT1-like
Exons: 8
Coding region: 198-1541 (447 amino acids)
Biological process (GO): positive regulation of ERAD pathway
Molecular function (GO): ubiquitin protein ligase activity
Source: RefSeq, a predicted model, not a curated record